Larimichthys crocea (large yellow croaker) is the source of this 5780-nucleotide messenger RNA. RefSeq names its product dolichyl-diphosphooligosaccharide--protein glycosyltransferase subunit STT3B. Gene Ontology annotation, cellular component: membrane. NCBI's taxonomy places the organism in Eukaryota, Metazoa, Chordata, Actinopteri, Sciaenidae. Gene Ontology annotation, biological process: post-translational protein modification. The record is from RefSeq and is a predicted model, not a curated record. Gene Ontology annotation, molecular function: dolichyl-diphosphooligosaccharide-protein glycotransferase activity. The transcript is spliced from 16 exons. Bases 290 to 2704 code for a protein of 804 amino acids.
CCCCGCCCUCCGCAUCCCUCCCGCCCCUUUCCACCGGCGUUCAAUCGUGAAGCGAACUGACUGUUGCAGCCUCUGUAUGUGGCGCAUGAGUGUGCGUUUCGGGAUGUAACGGCGGUCUCCGGGAGUAGCAAUACUGAAUUAAAACAAACCUGGGAGACUCGCAAGAGAGAAUACCCGAGGAGAGCGGAGCACAGACUGAGGGAGUUUACACAGCGCGGAGUGGAGGGAGACACGGGGAGCGUGGCAGGAGGGACGCUCUAUCAAAUUUCAACCGACGCCGCACGCAGAAAUGGCGGAGCACCACGCAGCCAGCGACGGCAAGCACAAAGCGUCCACCAAUGCCGGGGGCUCGGUGCACGGGAACAGCAGACCCGGCGCCGCGGGUGGAGGAGGGGGUAAAGGAGGCCUGUCGGGCGGACUGACACAGCCAGCAGGGUGGCAGUCUCUACUCUCCUUUAGCAUUCUGUUUCUGGCCUGCCUGGCAGGAUUCAGCUCCAGACUUUUCGCGGUGAUCCGGUUCGAGAGCAUCAUCCACGAGUUUGAUCCAUGGUUCAACUACAGAUCAACGCAUCACCUCACCACAAAUGGCUUCUACGAGUUCCUCAACUGGUUUGAUGAAAGGGCUUGGUACCCCUUGGGUAGGAUCGUUGGGGGCACAGUGUACCCGGGGUUAAUGGUGACCGCUGGCCUCAUCCACUACGUGCUCAACCUGCUCCACAUCACGGUCCACAUCCGAGACGUGUGUGUCUUUCUGGCGCCGGUGUUCAGUGGUCUGACCGCCAUCUCCACCUUUCUGCUGACACGGGAGCUGUGGAACCAGGGUGCAGGGCUGCUGGCGGCCUGCUUCAUUGCCAUCGUCCCUGGCUACAUCUCCCGCUCUGUCGCUGGCUCCUUCGACAAUGAGGGCAUCGCCAUCUUCGCCCUGCAGUUCACCUACUUCCUCUGGGUGAAAUCAGUGAAGACAGGCUCAGUAUUCUGGACCAUUGGCUGCUGUCUCUCCUAUUUCUACAUGGUUUCAGCAUGGGGCGGUUAUGUGUUUAUUAUCAACCUGAUUCCUCUGCAUGUGUUUGUGCUGCUGCUGAUGCAACGCUUCAGCAGAAGAGUCUACAUCGCUUACAGCACUUUCUACAUCGUGGGUCUCGUGCUGUCGAUGCAGAUCCCUUUUGUCGGCUUCCAGCCAAUCAGGACCAGUGAGCACAUGGCCGCUGCCGGUGUGUUUGCACUUCUCCAAGCCUACGCCUUCCUGCAGUAUCUGAAGGACAGGCUGACCAGACAGGAGUUCCAGACGCUCUUCUUCCUCGGGGUUUCUCUCGCUGCCGGCGCUGUCUUCCUCACUGUAAUCUAUCUCACAUACACAGGAUACAUCGCUCCGUGGAGUGGUCGUUUCUACUCUCUCUGGGACACCGGAUAUGCUAAGAUCCACAUCCCCAUCAUAGCCUCCGUGUCGGAGCACCAGCCAACGACGUGGGUCUCUUUCUUCUUCGACCUCCACAUCCUGGUCUGCACCUUUCCAGCAGGCCUCUGGUUCUGUAUCAAGAAUAUCAACGACGAACGAGUGUUCGUGGCCCUGUACGCCAUCAGCGCCGUCUACUUUGCCGGCGUGAUGGUGCGUCUGAUGCUGACACUAACUCCGGUGGUGUGCAUGCUGUCUGCGGUGGCUUUCUCCAGUGUCUUUGAGCAUUACAUGGGAGACGACACGAAGAGGGAGAAGCCCCCUGCUGAAGACAGCAGCGACGAGGACGACAAGAGGAAUUCUGGGAAUCUUUAUGACAAGGCCGGCAAGGUGCGAAAGCACGUGUCGGAGCAGGAGAAGGCCGAGGAGGGUUUGGGUCCAAACAUCAAGUCCAUCGUCACCAUGCUCAUGUUGAUGCUGCUGAUGAUGUUUGCUGUCCACUGCACCUGGGUCACCAGCAACGCCUACUCCAGUCCCAGCGUGGUGCUCGCCUCGUACAACCACGACGGAACGCGUAACAUCCUGGACGACUUCAGGGAGGCCUACUAUUGGCUGAGGCAGAACACGGAUGAGCAUGCGCGCGUCAUGUCAUGGUGGGACUACGGCUACCAAAUAGCCGGCAUGGCCAACAGGACCACGCUGGUGGAUAAUAACACGUGGAACAACAGUCAUAUAGCACUGGUGGGGAAAGCCAUGUCGUCCAACGAGAGCGCAGCCUACAAAAUCAUGAGGUCGCUGGACGUGGACUACGUGCUGAUCAUCUUCGGAGGCGUAAUCGGCUACUCGGGUGACGACAUAAACAAGUUCCUGUGGAUGGUGAGGAUAGCGGAGGGAGAGCACCCCAAGGACAUCAGGGAGAGCGACUAUUUUACCCCCCAGGGAGAGUUCAGAGUGGACAAGGCCGGUUCACCAACUCUGCUCAACUGCCUCAUGUACAAGAUGUCCUAUUAUCGAUUUGGUGAAAUGCAGCUGGACUUCCGGACACCUCCUGGCUUCGACCGAACGCGCAACGCCGAGAUCGGCAACAAGGACAUCAAGUUCAAGCACCUGGAGGAGGCGUUCACCUCGGAGCACUGGCUGGUCAGGAUCUACAAAGUCAAGAACCUGGACAACAGAGAGCCGCUGGACCACAAGCUUCGCAGUGUAGUGCCCAAGCAGAAGUACACGUCCAAAAAGACCGCCAAGAGGAAGCGAGGACACAUCAAGAACAAGCUCGCCCUGAGGAAAGGCAAGAAGCUCCAAAAAAAAUAAUGAUGACGACGAUGACGAUGAACUCUUCUAGGAAAACAAACAAAUGCGAAGAAACCUCGAACAACCAAUGAAGAAGAACACCGGGGCCGUCUGCCUGUCACUUGGUCUCAAGCGCUUCUCAUUAGAGCGCCCCCGUGUGUUGAGGAAGUUGAAGUGUCAUAUCUGGCAAGCUCCAGAACUGUCCGUCUUAUCCUGAGGAUCUUUGUCUCGCUUAUUUUCUCCUGUUUCCGUUCUUCUUCUGUUUUUUUUGUAUGUUUGUUUGUUUUUUUACUUGAAUGUGUGACGAGGCAUAGAGCUGCUCGACUUGGUUCGGCGUUGAUUUAAUUUUUGUGGUACGUUAAUUAACUGCUUAUCAGUACGGGGAUGAUCUGGGGAGAGGAGGCGGAGGGGAAAUGAGAGAAGACUAGGAACAUUUGCACCAAAGACCCAUCAACCUUGCUCCAUGGCACAUGUGAACUCAUUACUGAGAGUGAGGAAGCGUAGGAGUGAAAGCUGAGGACUUGUUCCUGACACGUGUACAGAGGACAGUAUGCGGUAUGGAGGAACGCCACCGUCUAGGCACAGCCCACCUGUAAUAUUAACCUUUUUACCAUCGUCAUCUCCUCUACGUCUGCCUGGCUCCCCGACCUUCUUUUUCAACAAAUUCUUUAGAGAAAAAAAUUGGCAUAAUAUGUAAAUAUGUUAUGUAAAGAAAAUGUCUAAAAGGAUGAUAAUAUAUUGGAUUAUUGUGGUGAUUUUUAAAUAUGCAGUUUUCGGUUCUCUCUUCGUUUCUUUAUGUGAUUGUUUUUGGGGUUUUUGUAUGACAGCAAAUAGAACAGUGAAUGCAAUAAUUCUUGUACAGACAGGAUUUUGUUGAAAGAAUGAAUGUGAAUUUUUACAAUGUUCUUCCCCCCCACGGCCCCCUCUUUUUCAUAAAUUGCAUAGAUUGUACAUUUAUGCUGCUAGGGUUUUAAAGACGGAAGCAAGCAACUGUGUGUAAAAAGUAGUGAUAAUAAAUUAGGCCUCCCUCCCUGCAGAGGGAGCUCUCUAGUUCAGUGUGCAAAGCCUAGUGCCUCAUCGCUGGUCAUCAUCGCCUCAUUCAUUUGUGACCGUCUCUACUUUGUCAGCGUUUUGUUUUUUGUUUUUUUUUGUUUCUGUUUUACGCAGUGGGUUGGGUGCUUCGACCAGACUGAGGCAUUGGACAUUUUCAGGGUGUCCGGAAACCGACUGAACUGUGAAGGGGGGUGGUUCAUACACAGGCACUGAAACUAGAAAAACAACAGAGGUCAGGAAAGAGAAGAACUUCCACCGUUGUCUGACAGACUGGACUAACGACUAUUAUAAGGCUGCGACAGAGCUGUGUCCUAAUCCCAUACUGCAUACAAGUCUGCGUCUCGCUGAUUCACACUGUAACCGUUGUUUUCACAUAUGUCCGUAAGCAUUAGGCUGCAACUGUGUUAUUAAUUAUUUGUUUGGUCGAUAAAAUCAGUUUCUCAGAGCUCAGUGAUCUAUCAUUUUUUUGUCUGACCAGAAGUAAAAACACCCAAAACAUUCACUUCACAGUAUUUAAAAAAAGAGAAAUGUUGGAGUGGCUGAAACAAGCAAAUGUUCAAAAUCCUAUCAACUAAUCGAUUAAUUAACUUAACUUUCACCUCUGGAGUUAACAGCCACACCACAGAUUUCAUUAGUAAACACUGGGGAUCAUUUUAUCUGCCGAUAAUUUUCUCAUUGUAGUUGUUUUGCCUGUAAAAUGUCAUUAAUUAAAGUUAAAAUGUCAGGCAGUUCCCCAGAGCCCAGAGUCACCUCUUCAGAUAUUUUCCUCUGUCUGACCAAAAGCCCCCAAAAUAUUCAAUUCACAUCGACAUAAAACAGAGAGAAGCAGCAUGUUCACACUGAAGAAGUGUACUGGUGUGAUAAACAGUGUAGUUGCAAGUUAGAGAUUUUGUUCAUGAAACAGAUUUUUUUUUCUAAAAGUGAGGCUGGAGAUCAUGUUUAACUUUUGGUCACACAAAUACUGGACCCUACAUAUCCCAUGAUGCACAUAAAUAAUGUCUUACAGCACCCAAUUCUGGCAAACGCUGACAUCUUUCAAAGUGUGUGUAAGACACCGCCAUGAUAAAACACAUCAUAAAUUGCUCCAUGUGUGAAAUCGGUGGAAUGGCCCUUUAAUUUUCCAUCAAUCGAUUUAACCAUUACGGCUCAAAUGAGCCUUCAAUGGUAGAUCGAUCUUUGAGUGUUUAUGGAGACUGAAUGUACUCCAUGAAAAACUCAUUCUUUACAACAUUAGUCCGUCCUGUGAACGUUUUCAUUUUUGUUCUUGAUUAAUCAGUUGAUUCCAUAAAAUUUGGAAAAUUGAAAAAGAAAAAAAAUUACUUUUUAAAUGGUUGAUUUGUUUUUGUCAAUUCACUUAUCGAUUAAUCGCCUCGUUGUUCCGGCUGCAGUAUUCAGUAAGGAGUUGGGCCGCAGCUCUUCUGAGCGGUUACCUUUGACUUGUUAUUCAAUGGGCACUGCACUGUUCUUUGUGUGUCUGCUUCUUGAGAUGUCUGAACACUAGAGGAGUUUCUGUAUGUGCAUGCUUCAGUAACUUUUUUUUUUUUUUUUUAUCCAGUAAGUGACACAUGAAAAGACUAACACAUCAUUCAGAUGGACUUUCUUUGUCACGUCUCACAGACAGUGACUUUGGUAUCACCUGUUUCUUCUUUUCUUUUCCACUUUAAAAAAAAAUGUCUGAAUCACUUUGUUCUUCUUGCUUUGAUCUCUCCGUGUCAGGCUUCAGACCUUUCGACACGACGCCACAUUGUUAUUCAGCCACACAACGCCUAAAACUGUGUCACUUCCUUUUGAUUUCUCAUUUGUCGAGAGAGGAGAGAGUUCAGACUAAGCCUUAAUGUGAUGUACAGUUUGUUGCCCUCUUUAUGUUUUCAGUUUUCUUACACUUUGUGUCACUUGGGAGAGGCAGAACGGCUCCUUCCUUCCUCUGCUGAGUCUCCUCAUUUCUUAGCUUAGUGCACCGUUUGUUUGGAAUCCUUCCCUCGCCUUCAAAGUUUACAUUUUUACAUUCUUGUUCUGUUCAGCCAUCUUUAAAUAUACACCUAAA